CAGCCCAUAGACCUCCCAUCCAUCACGCCAACGGGCGCUCUCAGGUGUGGUGACGAUGACAACGCGGAAGUGUGUUGUCAACAGCGCAGGGAACCGCUGAAGUCAACUGUCCUCACUCCGACACGAUGUCCAACAACGAGGAUGUCCGAUACUGUCAGACAUGCUCCUACAUUUUCCUCAAAUUCAUCCUGUUCUCCUAUGCGAUCGUAUGGUGGUUCACAGGCGGCUUUAUCCUGGCCAUUGGCAUCUACGCUGAGGUGGAGAGACAACGCUACAAGACAAUGGACGGAGUGUUUUUGGCCCCGGCUGUAAUCCUGAUCCUUCUGGGAAUCAUCAUGUUUAUUGUUUCAUUCAUUGGUGUCUUAGGUUCACUGCGGGAUAAUAUAACCCUACUGAAAGUGUUCAUGUACACCCUGUCUGUGUGUCUGAUCCUGGAGCUGCUGGGAGGAAUAUUGGCGCUGCUGUUCCGCAACCAGACCGUGGAGUUACUGAACAAGAACAUCCGAAGAGGCAUAGUGAACUACUAUGAUGACUUGGACUUCAAAAACAUCAUGGACUUUGUACAGAAGAAGUUUACGUGUUGUGGAGGUCAAGAGUAUACAGACUGGGAGGUCAACAUGUACCACAACUGUUCUGCACCUGGUCCGUUGGCCUGCGGUGUCCCUUAUACCUGCUGCAUUACUACUAAGCCUAAUGAAGUGGCCAACACUAUGUGUGGAUACAAGGUGAUGGAAAGAGAGCGUUUGGACUUGAUCUCAACGAUCCAUAUCAGAGGCUGCACUGAUGCUUUCUUCAUCUGGCUGAUGGACAACUAUAAGAUUAUGGCUGGACUGCUAUUAGGGAUCCUACUGCCUCAGUUCUUUGGUGUGAUAGUCAGCUGGCUGUACAUCACUCGUGUUGAAGACCACAUCACUGAGUAUGGUCAUUACACAGAUGGACUACUGGACUCAAACACAAAUGAAAGAGAAGCCAAGAGGCACGGCCGCGUGACCAAAUGGUUUAAGUGUAUGCCAGAGAUCGACUGAUGGAGACAGAGAACAAAAAGCAGCAAAUUGGAGUCCAGUCAACACUGUAGUUUAAAUCACUCCAUUUGAUCCAGAUAUUGCUGCAGUCACUGUGGGAGCCUGACUUUGAACUGCAGGUUUACUAUAUGCUCACUCCUCUGGGGGAAAAAAUGUGUUGAUGUUUUUUGUUUUUUGUUUUUUUGGGGGGGGGGGGUUGAGUCCACCGUGUUAUUAACUAUUAAUUGCUGUGUUAACAUAAUAAUAAAUAAUAGCUCAUUUAGAUAUGUGCUUUUAGCUGCAUUGUGCCUCAGUCUCAGGGAUAAACACAGAAACCAGUACAACUACUUUUGCUUCUGGUGUUAUAAUAUGACAUGAAAUUAGUUACAUCACACAACCACAAUCUACAGCACUGACUUUGUUCUUACCUUUAUACCUGUGUUCAUUGUUUGUUUUUGCUGCCAAUUAAAACAUUACCUGACUCCUCUAUACAACCACUGAUGAAGCGGGUCCUAUCAUUCAAUCACUACUGUUGCCAAAAGAAGAUUAUGUUGGCACUGUUUCUGUUAUGUGGAAGCAGGACAUGCUUGCCUUAUUUAUACAUAGAGCUGGAAAUACUCAGAAGUUUGUGACUAAAAAUGAAUUAUUUUGAAAUUUGAACCUGUAGAGUGAGUAUUUAUACACCCUUCAUCUUGUGACCAUGACCAAGUGCUCAUUGAACCCUCAUGAUGUGUCCAGCACAAUAGGUGUUGUUUAUAAUGCUCAGAUUUAUUACAGAUAUUUUCUUCAUCAAAAUCUUAACUUUGACUCCUUGUUUGAACACAAAUCUACUGUUUGUUUGUUUUUUUAAUAAAUACAUUUUCCGUUGAACUUAUCAGUUUUAUGUUGAUUUCAAAGAUGAAUGCUAAUGCAGUGCCACUGCCAUAACAAGAGAAUAUCUCAGGGUUAUUAAGAAUAGUUACCGUGUCCCCUCGAAAUUAUGUGUAUGUACUACUAAUUUGCACCAGCAAAUCAAUCUGUGAGACAUGCAGUUCCACUUGAAUUAGGUUUUUUAUCAACAUGACGAAAUGUUUUUAAGGAAUCUGCUAAGUCGCAAAAUGCUCACACAGAGCACACCUAAAGUUACAAAACCUUGUGACUUGAAGCACAAGCUAUGACAUGUUUACUUUAUUAACAUUUAACCAAAACCACUAAUUUUUCUUAGUGUUGUUGCCUUGACCUAACCACACAGAGGACGCUGGAUCCAAACCCCAGUCUCCGCUGUCAAAUUUCUGUGCUUUUGGAUGCCCUCUAUCCAACCAGGCCACCUCCCUACAGCUUGUCUUACUACACUUGAAAAAAUGUUGCUACUGAACAUAAACCAGGCAGCAAUUACAUUUGCCUCAAAACAGAUUUGGCAAAAUGAAUUAGAAGUGUAAUUUCUAGGAGACAGGAAUGCUCUAAGCCAAUUUUAUCUACAGUACAUCUAGCCUAUGUCUACAAGCAAUCCAGUGUGGUUUUAAGUUUUACAGACAUGCACUUGUCAUGACAUAAGUGAAUAAUGUGAAUUUAAUGUGCUACUGAAAUUUGGUUCAAUGUGAAGUUGGAAACUGAGACCAAAUACCUAAUUUUUGUUGAAGUUGAUUGUUUUUUUUAUUCAUAUCUCCCCUGCCUUUGUGUCACACUACAUUCUUAAUGAUAUGUAUACUAAUAUUGUAGUACACUGUACCUUACUGUACUUAUAUCACUGCUAAAACAUGUUUGCAAGGCCAAACAAGGUUUACAUGUUAGCCUUGUUUGCACUGGAGCGUUAAAUAGAGAUUGCCAGGACUUUAUCCUCAUUAGCAUGGCCACAUAUCAGGGCUUAAUAUAUAAUAAUGCAGAUUAAAUUAAUUCCACUCAUGAUCAGCUGGCUGCAGAAAAAGAGUACAUUUAAUUUUAACGUUACUAACAUGUUGGGUUGUCUGAUUCGUUUUGUCAGGCCUUGAUUAGAAAAGUUUGUUUUCGUGUUUCAGCUCGGUCACUACUUGACUGUAACUUGUUAAGCUAAUGGCUGGUGGGUUGAAGGUAAAAGUUAUGUGUAUAUAAUCUAUUGGUUGAGGGUUUAUUUAAUAUGUGCCACAGUACCUACUUCUUACAGUAUAGUUGUAUUCACAUAGCAUCUGAUUUUCAGGAAACGCGUCAGAUUCAACAUACUGUAACAUACGGCAGCUUCUCGCUGGUUAAACAGCAGUGAGAAGAAAAAGUUGUAUGUUUUAUGAUGUAAUGGAUUUUAGAAGUAAAGACUUUAUUUUUUUGUUUGCACUCAGGUCACUUCAUUUGUCUGCCUCAUUAAACCAGACUUAUUAAAUGAUGAUGAGUUAAAAGGACCAUCUUGGCUAAUUAAGGAGACUUAACACAUUUAGCAGCCUCACUGGUCAAUCCAGGUUAUCAGGGGAAUUGGCAGUAUAAAACUAUUUAAGCAAUUUUUACUUUUUAAAUUCUUAAACUAAAAAUGCAAUGACCUUUUUAGUAGUCUGUAGUGUGUUUUGUCAUUCAUGUUUGUGAAGUCUAAACAUACUGUAUAAUACUUAAAGCCAAAGAAAGUCCGUACUUGCUACCUUUAAUGUGUACAGCAUGGAGGAUGUAGGAAGACUAUUUUUCUUGUUUAUGUAACUAUCAUCACUAAAGUCUACUAUCACAGUACUUACACAUCACAGUCAAACUGCCAAUGUCUCCUGAAAGGAAUAAGAUGAUACAUAGAUGUAAAUACAAAGGUAUGUUUUUAGUUGCUAGGACAUUCAGCUCACCUCGCCCUACAGUAUGUAUACCAUGUAAUGUGUUUAAAUCAUUUGUCGUGCUAUACACAACGAAUGCGCACAUUCAAUAUGUGGGUGGCCUCACUGGGAAUUGCAUCAUCCAUCUUUAAAAGUCAGGGUCAUGGUCAGUUCAUUUAAUUGCACAAAACCACACUUAUUGAAAGAAGUAUGUUGUCAAAUAGUUUUGCCUGAUUGAGGGUGGAUAAUAAAAUGAUUUACUGCUGUUCGAUGA
Messenger RNA from Siniperca chuatsi (mandarin fish), 4010 nucleotides. It is a transcript of the gene tspan15, whose product is annotated as tetraspanin 15. Gene Ontology annotation, cellular component: membrane. NCBI's taxonomy places the organism in Eukaryota, Metazoa, Chordata, Actinopteri, Centrarchiformes, Sinipercidae. The record is from RefSeq and is a predicted model, not a curated record. The transcript is spliced from 8 exons. Bases 126 to 1025 code for a protein of 299 amino acids.